Messenger RNA from Penicillium nucicola, 1476 nucleotides. Its product is annotated as RTC4 family protein. The coding region runs from base 1 to 1476 and encodes 491 amino acids. The transcript has 2 exons. Lineage: Eukaryota; Fungi; Ascomycota; Eurotiomycetes; Eurotiales; Aspergillaceae. The record is from RefSeq and is a predicted model, not a curated record.
AUGAGCGGUCGCCCAAAGCGUGACGCUAGCUAUGCUUCAAAUCGCCUAACAAGAGGCAAUGGUCCAGGGGGGCACCUAUUGUCGACAUUCAAUAAGCCCGAAUCCCCCAGCGACACCGAGUCAGAUAUCCAACCCAGUAUCGAAAACCCCACGCAACCAUACGAACCUGCGAUAGAUGAUGCGCCACUUAGCUCGGAAGACGAAGAGGCGUACAAUGAAAGCGAUUCAUUACAAGGUCACAAGAAUGACCGAGCAAACGCAACUAUGGAGCAGAGGCUGGCGGAUGACUACAUAAUCUCGCAGGGAAGCCCGCAGAAUUACAGUGGCUCGGCCCGCAAGACUGGACUGUUGCGCACUAAUAGUGGCAUGAGUGAUGAAGAAAACAAUCCCUAUUUCAUGUCUUCGCAGAGUUCAAAGCGCAAGCGGGCCACGUAUGCGAAACCACAACCACUAUCACGGCAUUCAAGUGUGCGCGAGCCGCCAGCUGCGACUGGCAAAUCCUCGCCAGUCAAAAGAAAGACACCGGACUCCAGCGCUAAGUCGUCCGAGACCAAAGACCCGGAGGAAUCAGAUGAACCUCAAGUGACGUUUAAGAUGCCUAAGGAUCUUCCCUCUUCGAGUCCCAGGAGAUCAUUUGCUGGCAGAAAGAAGAACGGAGCAUCUGAAAACAUGCCCCCUAAUAUCUUGCCCAAUGACUCUUUCUCUUCGUUUGGCACGUUAUCAUCUAAAGAACAGCAGCAGUUACUACAAGACAGCGACUCGUCUCUGAGCAGCCCGCUCAGCUCACCGUCAGGUUCUUUGUACGAGCAGAUGUCACAAUUCGAGCACCAACAAGAAUCACCGCCUGAAAAAGCCCUGUGUCCAAUGUGUAAAGCAGAAGUGGAACGGGAGAUACUAGACUCAUUCGAAGCACAGCCGAAGCAACGUAUCCGUGAACAGCAGCAAUUCUGCGCAUCUCACCAGGAGCGUAGCGCAAUGAAAGAAUGGGAAACGAAGGGAUAUCCCGAAAUCAAUUGGGACACGUUUGACGAGCGACUUCAGCGCCACUUCCCUGAGCUGGAAAAGCUACUUGUGCCCGAUUCUUCAUGCUAUUACCGAAAUAUUCUCGAUACCAGCAUGAAGUCUGGACAGGCGAAGAACUUCCGUUUGACCUUGGAUGGCGAUGGACUUGAGACCAUUACAUGUGGUUAUUAUGGGACAAAGGGUGCCGGUAAAAUGUUGCAAGCUGUUAUCGACCGAUUCUCUUUGCGACUCCGUCGUUUGGCUACGUCGGAUCAUCUCGCCAAGACUGCUGGUGUGGCUGGCUACGCACAAUCUGUUCUUGUACCCGAAUUGGCGGUGCGACUAGUGAAGGAGGAUAUGGACGUCAGUGAUGAGGCUGCACGUCAGAUCCUGAGGGAGAGUAUUGAGAUUGGCGAGAGACUCAACCCGGCGCUGAAUGAUGCGGUGCCGAUUCCAGACGAUGUCGAGCUUUGA